CAAUACAUGUCUUAUACUGCCUGAUUAGCUUGUGUGUGUCUUUUAGAUAAAUCCACGUUAGGUAUAUAUAUUUCUUUAAUUGACUGCAUAUACAGAAAACAACCAUAGAUACAGAGUAAUCUAACAUUUACCCUAUUAUUCCUUUCAAGUUUUUUUUUACCUUUUUAUUUUUUUUUCUUAUUAUUAAUCAGGCAAGUGAAAAAGUGUUUUCUGAAGGUAUCAAUCAGCAUACGUAAUUUUUGAAGGGAGAGGAUUAAUCUAAAUUUGACUUUUUGAAAGCGCUUUGGCUUAGAAACCAGAUUCACCGUUUCUUAAAAAAUACUAAUCCACAACAAAAAAUCUAAACCUAAAAGGCUUUGAAAAGGGUAAGUUCAUGUAUCACAAAAUCGUCAGGUUUUGCAUUUAUGAUAUGUUUAGUCAGAUGCUCUGUUUUUUAAAACAGAAACACCUACUUGGACCAGCAAAAAAUGCAGUGCAGAGAAUGGAUUAUAGAGCUUUAGUUGGCGGAUCUUAUGACACUUAUAUUUCACACCAAGAACAUGAAGUUAUAUUCUAAGGCCGAUUAAUUUCUACAAUUUGUGCUACAUAUCAUUUCAGGCUACAUGUGCCCCUACAUUAGUAUGUGUUAGGGUAUAAAAUGGUCUUGAUUUAGUCCUACACAAAGAUGCCAUUAAGUGUAUUACGGUAAAUUCUGAAUUGCAGAAUGUAGGGAAUUUUGAUACUCAUUAGUCGUCAGCUUAUAAACUUCAGAGGUGGUUGUACCCGUACUUGACGGAAACGAUGCUUUCGGCAGGAACAGUGGAAAAAUCUAUGAGAGCAUUAGCGGUUGUUAAACAAUCACAGGGAACUUAUUCUUAAAAGUUCCAAUGUAUUAUAUCGAAGUUUUAAGGCAACAUUUAGAUUAGAACUUCUGCGAAACAGCAUAAAUUAAACAAAAACAAAAUGGUGGCAGCAUCACGUGCUAAUUUUAACAUCACACACAUACACGUACACACACACACAUAUAACAUAUGUGUGUGUGUGUUAAUAUUCUAUGAUCACCUAAGGAUUCGGAAUAUCAGCGUUGUCUGAUAUUCUGACCCAUAGAAUGCGAAAUGUGAUUUUUUUAUUUUCUUUUAGAGGGAUAACGGAUCAGUUUAAAUGAGCAAGUGCACUGUAAAAAUUAGUUUGUGAGUUUAUUUUAUAAUGGUUUCCAUGUUCCUAACUUUUUUGUAGUUGUAACAAAAAAGGACAACUGUUUUUUUAGUCCGUAAUGUUACGCCUAUACGCACAACAUAAUCUUUGAAAAAAAAAAAAUAUAUAUAUAUAUUUUAAUUUCUUACCACUAAACACUUUGAAUUGUUCCUGGAGUAGAUGUUACCCACUUAUUUGUAUCUGUUGGCGUUUUAGCUCUCCUAAGACCAGAUGCCAUCCGAUAUCUCUUGAGUGUAUAGAAAUCUAGAUCUCCCUUCUCUAACGCUCAUAGAUUUACGCAUGUUAGAUGCUGAUCUUGAAUUCCAAAGAUGAAGAGAAUGAAUAUUGCUUUGGUUACUGUGAGAGCUCCUUUUCUGUUGUGUCUUUAUGCAUACGUGUUCGUAUGUGAGUUUGGGCCCAAAUUAUCAAGACUACCAUUUUAGGUCAUAGAACUAAAUCAUGGAUGUCUUGGAAGUUGGCUCUAAAAUGGCCCUUGAGAACAGAGUCGAGGGAUCUACAUGAUAAUUUGUAUAUACAUGUUGGAAAUCUCAACAUUUCAGCUCAGCUCAAGUAAUAUGGGUAACAAGAUCAACAAGUUCUUGAUUGCUACAAUGGGUAAGAAAUCUUUAUAUAUGUACGUAUAUACAUACAUAUACAUAUAUAUAUAUAUUUGUUUUUACGUAUAUUAUCUUAUAAAUAGUGGAUUAAAAUGGAUAGCUUUUUUUAUUUUUUUAUUAUCAUUCUGCUUUGACAUAAAGGUUUAAUUGAAUCAUAGUAUUUUAGACUUGGUUGAAGAAUGGAGUAUAUCCGUUCCAACGCAAACUCACACACUCCUUAUUUGUAAUGCCAAAGGCUGGGUCCCUGAAAGACGGGCAGUGCGCACCGUGCGUUUCGUGGCGAAAUCAAGUGAACGGUCCGUUUGACAAAACGUUUCGCGAAGCGUUGCGUGGCGAAGAGAGCGGGGUUUGGGGGUAGUUCGUUUCGCCUCGCGGACUGUUUGUAAACAACAAAGAUGGCCGCCUACUCGGAACCUCUGAAGUACCUCUGCCCGACUUGUAACGCAUAUUUCUUGGUUUUGGAAGAAACUCAGGGACACGUAAUGACUUGUGGUAAGUGUCUGACCACCAAAGAAUAUAAUAAGUGUAAAUUUACAUCAUGUAAACCUAAAAUAUGGCUGUAGUUGAGAUAGAACUUCCGGGGGCGUCACAGUAGUUAGUGAUAAAAGUUGAUGAUAAUGCUACUGUUAUCUUUUAAUAACUGCGUAAGACUAUAAUUUCGAACAGUUAUGAUUUUGGUAGAUGCAGGAUAUAUGUAUAAUAAUUUGACUGUGCAUACCAAAAGUGAUUAGCAUUUAAUGAAGAAAUAAAGUUGGAAUAAAAUCAUAAUAAAUGUAAAUGUUGGCAUAUUAAUUGCAGGUUCUGCCAUUAUAUGGUCAACAGCAGCAACGCUGUUGUUGAUAAAAGCAUACAGUGACAAUAAACAUAGUUUUUCCAGCAGUACAAAGAAGAAAUACCAAAUAUGGGAAGAUAUUGCUUCAGUGCUGCAAGAUGCUGGACAUCCUGUCACUGGGGAAAUUUGUGACAAAAAUAUGCGCGGAUUAAAAAACAGAUACAAAAUAAUUAAAGAUAAUGCAAAGUAAAGUGGACGAGGCAGUGACACACAAUGGCCAUUCUUUGAAGCAAUGGAUGAGGUUCUUGGACGUGAUCCUUGUGUAAUACCAGUUGCAAAAGAGUCGUCAUUAAUGAUAGGUCAACCUUCGACUAGUGCUGGACCAUCUGAAGUUGUGGAACUUCCAGUGCCAUCACCAUCACAGUCUACCAGUUCAAGAACUCUCUCUCCAGCUCCAUCAUCAUCAUCCCUUCCACCACCAAGAUCUCAUAAACAUAGGCGUUCAGAAGAACAAGAGACGUCACAGAGGAGAGAACAUGUCAUCUCAGCACUAGACAAAUUAGCUGAUCUUGUUGUCAAGAGAAAUGUUGUGUUAGAAAGGUUUAUGCCAUCUUUAAGUAACCAGCAUGACCAGUACUUGCAGCAAGUUGCAUUUAAGUUAUUAUUGCUCUAGCUCAGUUCUGUAAAUGUCAGGAAAUAUAUAUUUUUCGUACUGUAGUC
This is a messenger RNA of Penaeus chinensis, 3282 nucleotides long. RefSeq lists its product as uncharacterized. The transcript is spliced from 3 exons. The record is from RefSeq and is a predicted model, not a curated record. Bases 2855 to 3235 code for a protein of 126 amino acids. Lineage: Eukaryota; Metazoa; Arthropoda; Malacostraca; Decapoda; Penaeidae.